Thamnophis elegans (Western terrestrial garter snake) is the source of this 3170-nucleotide messenger RNA. RefSeq names its product prickle planar cell polarity protein 4 (gene PRICKLE4). NCBI's taxonomy places the organism in Eukaryota, Metazoa, Chordata, Lepidosauria, Squamata, Natricidae. The record is from RefSeq and is a predicted model, not a curated record. The transcript is spliced from 10 exons. Gene Ontology annotation, molecular function: zinc ion binding. Bases 620 to 2302 code for a protein of 560 amino acids.
GACUUAAGGCAAGAAAGCGCUCUAAUUGGGACCCGGGCGGACACGGAUCCCGUUUCCUGGGCAAAGCAGAUAGGGAAAACGGGAACGAGAAGGCAAAGUCCAAGCGACGACGGUCGCCGCCAGCCUCAACAGAGCGGAUUUGGUUUGGCUUUUCUUCUCGGCCAGACAGAGCCAGGAGUUUUGCACUCCAAGCAGGUGGAGGAUACCGAGGAGGAGGAGGAAGAAGAAGAAGCGGGGGAAACAGCCCCGGGCAGAGGCGGAAGGAGCGCGCCUCAUUGGCUGAAUAGUUUCUCGUUAGGCGAAGGAAAGUUGGCCGCGGAAUUCCUGACCGUUCCGCCGCGGGCAGAGCCGGACUCGGUGGGGGAAAAAAGAAAAGCAGGAGCACCAGCCGCAGCAGUGGAGUUGGUGGUGGAAAAAAAAUCCACUUGAAAUGGAAAGGAAUCGAAAGCCUUUUAUUAGCAGGACUUACAUCUUGUUUCUUUCAUCAAAAUAAUUUCAUCUGAUCUAUUGCCUAAAGGGGACUCUGCCACUCCUUAAUCCAACCAAGAAGGUCUUCUGGAGAGAAACCAUACAUCUAACGUGCUUGUGAGAAGAUAGGAUUCUCACUUCCUUUCUGCGGAUGUCCCAGCCAAGCCACAUUUGGUCCGAGAGAGAGAGGUCUCCAUGUAGUAGAAUUGUAACUUCUCUAACACCUGCUUCAUCUUCAGACAGUGAUUCUGGCUGCGCCCUGGAAGAUUAUCCAGGUCCAACCACUGAAUUUCCUCCAUCAGAGCCAGUAUUACAAAGCAGUAGCUCUUUUUCAUCAGCUGUGGUACCUGCUGCUAUUCACAAUCAGCUCCGUAUCAAAAUUCUCCUCUACCAACUACCUCCACAAGACUGUGAUGAGAGAUAUUGUCCCUUCAUUGGUGAAGAGGAAAGAAAGCAACUCCGUACCUUUGCUGCAUGGCGGCGGCAGGAAUCGCUGGGACAGGGAGUUUUACGUCAUCUGCCUCUUACAGCUCAAGAGUACUUAUGCAGAAAUUGCGAUAAGAAUAUAAUCAGAGGAGACCAAGGUGUAUUUGCCUCUAAGCUGGGUGAACAGUGCUGGUGGCAUCCUACCUGCUUUGUCUGCCACGUUUGCCAGCAACCACUCAUAGAUCUCAUUUACUUCCAUCGCGAUAAUAAGAUUUUUUGUGGCCGGCACCAUGCAGAAUUUUUCCGCCCUCGCUGUGCUUCAUGUGAUCAGCUGAUCUUCACUUCCGAGUGCGUGGAGGCAGAAGGCAUGCGCUGGCAUGAAGAACACUUUUGCUGUCUCGAGUGUGACUUGCCCUUGCACAUUCAGCAAUAUGUGAUGAAGGGUGGACAACCCUGCUGUUGUGCUUGCUUUGAGAGUCUUUAUGCAGAUAUCUGUCAAGCCUGUGGUGAGAUUGUUGGUGUCAACAGUAAACAGAUUGUACUACAAGGUCAACACUGGCACAGCAAAGACUCGUGUUUCUGUUGCAGCUUUUGCCGUAAAGCACUGCUGAGUCAGCCCAUCACCAUUCACAAUGGUCUUCUCUUCUGCUCUGAGGCCUGUAGUUUGGAAAAGGAAUCAGCUUUGUCUUCCAGUGGCUCGGAUUCCUCUGACUCUGCUUUCAUCUCUGCUCCAUCCCCAGACUUCACCCCAAUUUCAAGAGCUAGAAACAGCAGCCUUGACUGCUCUUCCAAAACUGGGAGAACUCAAAGAGAUGGCCGUGAGGAAAGGGCAGGUGCAGCUGUGACUGAAAGGCUUCACUCAUGUGGUAAUUCCUCAGUGUAUGCCGAGUUUGACGGCCAAGAGGAAUCAGUAUCUUUCAGAAAUAGAACUAUCACCCCACAGCUUCAUGUAUUUGAGUCAUUGACUGUUUCACCUCAAGAGGAUGUACGAAUCUCCAUCUCUCAUCCCAUGGACACACCUUGGAGCACCACAGUUGUGAGGGGUAAUCGCAACUUGAAAACAUAUUUUCAAGAAACAUCUCGGCCACAAGCGGACUUCCACUUCAAAAGCAGGCACUCUGUAGCCUCACAGGCAUCUGUAUUAAUUAUGGAUUUUCCAGACAGAAUAUACGAAGGCAGCCCUGGGGGAAAGGAAGUUACUAUGGAAGAUGAUGAUUCCAAGUACCUCACUUGCUCAUCCUCAUCCUCUUCUGACUCUGAGCCAGAAGGUUUCUUCUUUGGGAAGCCAAUUCCAAAGCCUGGUUCCAGAUAUGGAGCUUUUGCCAAUAUGGAGCAGGAAACACUUGGGAAGGGAAUGGGGUGGGCUGCCAGAGCAAGAGCCAAUAGUAAACACUGUAGUAUAUCCUAGCAGACAGGCAAUGAUCAGCCAUCCGAACAGAGUGAAGCAAAGGGGAAGAAACGGUAAUGAAGGCAGAUCACAAUCUGCAAUGUGUAGAUUAAAAUUAGUAUCAGAAACCUGGUCAAAGAUGCAUGCAUGAAUAUUCCAUUCUCUUCCUGCUGCAAGGCUAAUAAUUCCAAGUCCAAAAUGCAGAUUAAAAAGUCAGCAUUUGUUUUAUAAUUUUGGAUGCCAGAGAGAAUUAUUUCUAAUGAGUCAGCACGUUUUUAUUAAAAUAAAAUAAAGAUAGCUGCCAUCUUGGCUUUAAGAGCUCUAAACCACUUUUACUUGGCUCACUCAAAAAAGUUUAAAAUUCUUAAAUUUUCUUCAUCCCAUAAGAUAGAUGCUGAAGAAAGAAAAAUGCUACCUGCUUCUCAGACUAUGUAUUACUGUAUUUAAUGUUGAUAUUGGGUGAAAAGCUACGGUAUUCAAGCUUGGCUCUGCCAAGUACCAAGAGCAUUUCAGGUUGACAAGAUUAUUACUCCAAGUUUGCUCUGAAGAAAUUAACCACUUUCACCUGUCAAGAAACAGGUUUGAUCUUAUACUUAUUUUCUGUACUUAAGAUGUUUUUCUAAAACAUUCUGCUUCAGGACUUAUUUUCAUGUUGACUCAGAUUUCCUAUCUCAGCAUCGCAUACAGUCUCAUUUGAAUGUCUGCAGCUGACUCCCACACACCAUCAAGGCUAAUUAAACACACACUUGUGGCUGGAACAUUAAGUCACUGUAACAAACUGGGGCCUCCUAGAGCAGCACUUCUGAUUGGAUGUUGCUUACUAUAUCUUAUUACACAGAUUUGUAUGUUUUGAAAGUUAAAACAAUGAAAUAAAAUACAAUUUCUCAAA